Molecule: messenger RNA, 1566 nt
Organism: Babesia bovis T2Bo
Lineage: Eukaryota; Apicomplexa; Aconoidasida; Piroplasmida; Babesiidae
Product: Thioredoxin family protein
Exons: 1
Coding region: 242-1486 (414 amino acids)
Source: RefSeq, a predicted model, not a curated record
GAGCAUAAUUUGUGCUAUAGACUGCAUGUGUUAAACGUAUAGUGGAACACGGAGGAGUGUUACCGCCUGCUCCUAUUGGCCUUCUUUAAAGGGGGACGGUUCCACAUCUCAGUAGUAUUUUCUACUGACGAUUGGGCUUUUUAAUAUAAAUAGUCCUUUCAGUACACCUAAACACCCCUGUGUAGGAUAGACACUGUCAACGGUUGGUAUACACCCUCCUAAAGAGACAUCGGAACUCAAGAUGAAGGUGUAUCUAAAGUUGCUACACUUUUGCUCAACGCUAGCUGCGUUGUUGCAACCAUUUACUGCGAAUGCAACUUUGCUAGUAGAUCCCAUGCAACAUGAGUUACAAGUUGGCAACGAGACCACCUUCGUUGCAAAGGUCAAAGUAGCCAGGCAAACCACAUCAACCGCUGCCUUCUUCUACACACCCUCUGACAGUGGGAUUAAGAAGUUGAUUGACAAGGAAAUUGAUGUCGUCAGUCGUGACCUAAAGGGAAUAUUCACCAUUGUUGCUAUUGAUUGCAGUAACAGAACGCUCAAAUCAAUUUGUGAAGCUGAAUUAGGAUCAGGUUACAAAACGCCUAUUCUUCGUGUCUAUCCUAAAUUGCCAGUACCUGCGUAUAACUACAGUGGUGAAUUGACCAGUGCCAAAGUCAAACGUGAACUGGUUAAACAUGUUGCAUCUCAGGUUGAAAUCAUUAACUCCGGCAAACUACCGGAUUUCAUGGGCAAAUUCGAAACCAUGCCAAAGGCACUGCUAUUUAGUGAUAAAACUGGACCUAACUACAUGUACAAGGCACUCAGUUUGGCCAUGGACAAGAAACUGCUUUUAGGUUUCGUCAACGUUGAUGAGAACCCUGAACUUAAAACAAGAUACAAAAUCAAGUCAUUACCUUCGUUGAUUGUUAUCAAACCCGAUACCAAGGUUGACCGCUUUGAAGGUACAUUUGAUUACCAAUCCAUGUUCGAUUGGUUAAACGUCUACGCCGAAACAUUUCUGCUCGGAAGUGGAUAUGAUGUUGGUAACACCAAAGCCACCAAAUCAAAACCGUGGUUACACGACCAACUGCCACAACUCACAAUAGAAUCUCACAUGGAUAUUUGUUUCAACAAGUCACAUGGAUUCUGUGUGAUUUAUAUGGUGAACGGUAAAAUAUCGAACGAAGAUCGCCAAAUGAUGAUCGACCUCAGCUCAAGGUACACAGGCCAAUUCACAGGGAAAUGGAUGUGGAUGGACCUUGAAUCUGAAAAAGGAUUUGCCGAAAUGUUCAACCAGAUAGGGGAACUCCCAUCGGUGGUCAUUUUCAACCCUAAGAAACGACUGCGCUAUAUGCUAUUCGACGGCCAAGAACCAGUGACACGAAAGGGUAUUGAAGAGAUGCUAGAAAAGGUGCUAGGAGGUGAUGCAAGAUUCACCCUUGUAAAGGGUGAUAAAUUGCCUAAUUUCGCGCCAAUUGAUUCCGCGAGACAUGACGAACUAUGAAUAGGUGUCUUGACAUCGGCACACACCUUUACACAUUGCCGUAUUUGUUCCAUUUCAAAUACACACAUACCGUACAAUUU